GUUGCUUAUUGCAUAGGUAUAAAUCCUAGCGAUAUUCUAGUGAUAACUGUCAAUGUUUUACGAGUCAGCUUACUGUUAUUUAAAAUUUUAAUAGAAAUAUAUUUCAGAAUUUUUUUUUUCUGCAAUAAUAAUUUUAAAAAAAUGCAAAAUAAAUGUAAAAUUAAUACAAAUAAUCAUAAUAUAAUAGUAACAUACUUUUUAAUUUCUUACUGCACAUCUAAACAUCUAACAUUCCGUAUUAGUGUAUUACACAAAAUGGAUGGUGAUAUUACAGGUGGUCACGACCUCAAAAAGAUUGAAGACCUAACCUAACCUGAUAUAAAGUACUCUCUGAACUGUACUCAUCCCUGUCACUGUGUAACAUAGAUAACCGCGGUCGCGGUUACGUGCAUAGAUAAUCAAACUCGCCGAUUGUAGUGGGGAACAAUAUAAGUAGGAGCUAUCAGGCAUUCAGCUUGGCAAUUGGCGUCGCACGUGGAACAUUUAGUUUCUAUGGAUUAAACUAAGUACAGACUACUGGCGGACGGCCGCUAAUCCACUGAACCGCACUAGUGAGUAUAUUCUAUCUUUGAUAUUGUCGUUAAACGUUUUCGUUCGUUUUUCAACGGAUUAGUGUCGUCUCGUUCGCAUUGUAAUUAUCAUAACUAUUUAUUAUCUAUUCACUACCAAUCGUUUUCAGACAAUUAUAUAGGAAUAAUUAUUAGAAACAUAGACUAAUACGAUAUCUUAGUCUGUUAUUAUUGAAGUAUGUAGGUAUUUCGGUACCUGUAAUACACAACUACUUACGUAAAGUAUUAAGUAUGACAUUAUAUUAAUUUUAGAUUAGAAUACUUCGGCAGUUUGUAGAUAAUAAGUAUAAUUAAGUAAAAUAUUUAUUGAAUUUUUCAAGUUUAAAUGUAUAUUGACUGGAAAUUAAAAAUUGAUGGUAGUUUAUAAUAAGUAAAUAGUUUUUAGUUGUUAAUAUUUGUUUUAAAAAUGCUUUGAAAAAAUAUAAAUUCUAAUCUCUACUUAAUGUUAUUUUUAAAAUUGUUUAUAACUUGUAUGUAUCUGAUAAUAUUUAAAAUUUACAUUUAGUCAUAAUUACGUUUAAUAGGUGUAGGUAAUGAUCUGACCCGUUUAAAUAGUGCACAAGUACUAGGUAACCACUUAGAACAGAUUUAAAAUGUUGUGCAGUUUCGACAAUAUUUAUAUUAUAAUAGCAAGAAGAAUAAUGAGUCAAAACCAUUAUACAUAUUAUGUACCCAUAUAUAAAUCAAGAAUAUAUUAUGAAAUAUGCAAAAAAGAGCUUUAUGUUAAAAUAUUAUUCUCCUCGAAACUUGUUUCUUUAUAUCGGUACUCAAAUUUAUCAGAAAAAAGUAUUUAAAUUUAGAAAAAAAAAUUUUUUAAAUUGUUUGGAAUUUAAUGAAAUCAAAUAAAUCCAUAGGUUAAUAUAUGAAUUAAAUAUAUAAUAAAUUAGAAACGUAGGUAAUCAUAGAAAAUACAUUUAAAAUGUUAAGUGAAUGUUAUCUAACAUUAAAUAACUCUUGUUAGAUAAGUAAUUGAACAAAUAUCUCAUGUUUAUUAUAAUCUUAUAUAACUUAAUGUAUAUACAUAAUAAUCUGCAUAUUCAUCAGUAUAGGCCAAAAAUAAUUUAGUUUCAUUUAUUAUUUAUUGUUAUGACUAGUAAAACUUCAGGUUUUAUUUUUUUUUUUUGAUUACAUAUAAAUAAUAAAUUUCAUUAUACAUAUUUUAAAACCAAAUUAACUUAUAUAUUUAUAUGUAUUUACAUGAACAAUACUCGGAAAAAUAGAUAAUGAUGCAACUGAUAAUAUUUCAUGGGUAGAUAAGUUUAACUACAUGUUUGUUAUUUUUUAAAUGCAAGUUUUAAAAAUAAUAAUACAUUUUCAUCAACUUUGAACUGUACACAUUUUAAUUCUGUUGGAAUAUUUUUUAUAAAAUAAAGGUUCAUACUCUACACGCUUCUAAGGUUUUUAGUAAAGUAUUUAAUGUAUUACAAUUUUUAAUAAUCAACAGACUAUUAAAUAAUAUCUUAAUAGGUUAUUCAUGUUAUAAUAUUUUUGAAAAAAAAGUUAAUAGUAUGAAUAUACUCAUAAAAUAAAAUAUUUUGCAAUUUAUUACCAAUAUAAUAUGAAUUAAUUGUUUGAUAUUUAUUAUUAGGAUUAUGUUGUUUAUUUUACAUAUCAUUUUUUAUUGUGCAAUUAUAAAAUGAUAUAAAUCCAUUUAUCAGUAUAAUACAGCAUAUUCCUAGAAUAUUUUAUUAUUUAAACAUGUACAAUAAUUGUAUUAAUUUAUAUUACCUACAUUACAUUACAUUACUUAAAUGCAGUAGUUUUCAACCUGUGCAUUGCGGCUCUCAUGGACGUCAUGGUUUGGAGCCGUGUCUAUAGUAAAUAUAGUACUUACAAUAAUGCAGGAAAUUUGUUUAUUUUAAUUUUUAUUAUUAUCAUUAAUUGUAAGGGAGCUGCUAAUUUGGUUUUCAAAAUCAGGAGAUCUGUGGAUCCAAUGUGUUUGAAAACCACUGCUAUAGUGUGUAUUUUAUAACAAUGAAAUAUGCAUUUUAAAAUAUUAUAUCUACUUAAUGCAUAGAUACACAAUACACAUAGAACGUAUUAAUUUGUUUUAGUCAUCAUUAAAAAAUUAUUUGGUUCAUAUUGAACUUGAAUUGAUAUUUAGUUUAUUAAUUAAACAAAGUAAUAUUUAAAUUUAUAAAUUGUUGUUUUCUUGUUGUAGAAUCUAGAUGUUGGUGCUAUUAGUAUUUUGGUAGAUAAUUUGUUUACAGUAAUGAAAUAUAUAACAUACUUACUUGCAAUUGUGUAAAUAUUUAAUGUUUAAAUGAUGUUAUUACGAAUUAAUAAAUCACACGUUUUUAUGUACUCGUAUUUUAGAUUCAGAGCAGAGCAAGGAAUAACAAUGAUGCUUAUUUUGUAUUUUUUAACCAUGAACAACUUUUAUACUAGAAAUUUUGCUCCAAUUUUCAAGUGUAGCGCUUUCUCUGAAAGAAAAUUAGACUGGGGUGGUACAUUAGGCAGUUCAUUUUUUAACUUUCCCAGGAGUUUUUAUAAUAAAUAGAGAAAAACGGGAAAAUGUAUGAUAUGUAUUAUUUGCAAAUCAUAAAUAUUAUGGUCUUUCAAAACAUGUUUAACCAAACUCCGCUCUGAAUCUUUCUUUUUUAGCAAUGAUUAAUCGUUGUGUACAGAUAAACAUUAAAUUUCCUCUCUAUCUUCCCAACUUUUCAUCUACAAAAGUGAUUCACUUAUCUUGUGAAAUAUGUUUGUUUUUAUAAGAUGUAGGUAUGCACAAUUUAGUAUAAACAUUAUUAAUAAACCAUUGUUUAAAGAACUAAGAUAAAAAACUUUUGUUUGUACAUACAUAUCAGUUUAACUUAUUGUUCUUUAACAAAUUUAUUUUAGAUUUAAUUAAAUGGGUAUUUGAUAUAUAUAUUAAUCUAAUUUUAAACCUAUAAUUUUGUAUUUCCUAAAAAAUUAUAGGUGUAUAAUAUAAUUAUUAAUUAGAAAUGACCACGAAUAUUUAAAUAUUCUAUAUAAAUCUAAAUUUUUUAUUUUCAAGAUAUUAAUUUCACUGUGUCCAUGCAAUCAUCAGAAUAUUGAGUAAAGGUGAUUUUAUUUCUCAUAAAAGUUUGAAUAUUAUCUAAAAGUAUAGACAUUUUUUAUAAUGGAAAAAGAAAGGUAAUAAUUUAAAAACUUAUGAACUUUACUAAUUAAAUUAUAUAUUAAUUCGCUAAUUUGAUUUAUAGUUUAAAAUUAAACAAACUAACAGUCAAAAAUAAAACUGAAGAAGAAGAAAUUCAGCAUGAAAAUCAAUUGAAUUUUAACUGGAUUGAGGUAUUCUAAAUUGUUUUAUUAUAAUUUAAUUUUAUAAUUAGUUAAAAUGUGGACCUAUUUCACACUUUUCCUUCCAUCAAUAUUUACUGAUAUCAAAAGAGAAUGGAAAUAAUUAAUCGUAGAACAAACAACUUCUUGCUACAUCUAAAAAUAAAAUAAAAUAUUUAUUUAAAGUUUUACUUAAUAUUUUUAUUUCUACCAAAACUGUAUUAUGAAACAUAAAUCUUAAAAUAAAAAUCUUAUUGUCUUUAUUAAUAUUGUAAUGGGUUUAAUUAGUAAAUCCUUGUGGAACUCUAUGUUUAUUUUGUAGUCUAAAGUAGAAGUUCUCAAACUUUUUUUCUCGUAUCACAUAUAUGUGUUAUGGAUCUGUCAAUUACUACUUAUGACUAAAAACUGAACUAUUCAUAAUUUGUUUGUUCCCCGACAACCUAAAUUAUCAAUCGGAUGAUUACUAAACAGAUUGCUUCUCAAUGCAUCGGAUGAUCAAUCUACAAAUUAAAUGGUGCACUUUUCGAUGAAAAUAUGUUAUCAUAGUUAUAUGGUAUUAUCACCCUUUAGCUAUACCGUUUUUUUUUUUUUCUGUUUCACAUUAAUCGCUCAUGUUCAUUGUUUCGUGUUUAUUUAUUGAAUUAUUUUAGAUUCUGAGUGUAGUGAAGAAUAUAUUGGUUUACAAAGAUUUUUUAUUUUUUGUACUACAAUUUCUAUUAGCAAUCUUGCUUCAAUAUGUAAGUGUGACACCUUUUCUAAGGUGUCACAGUCAUUUUUUGAUUUUCCUUCUGGUUUCCAUAAUAUCUGAGAAAACCCAGGAUAAGAUAUAAGAAAAACGGGUAAAUUUACGAAAAUAAUGCUUUUAUUUAUUAUUUUCAAUUUUGUUUUUUGUUGUAAUUCGCUUAAACAUAUUUGUAGAGACUUGAAAUUUGGACAGACAACUUAUAUUUGCCUUUUCUAUACAUGAUAAAACUGUAAACAUUUUUGAGCCAUUUAUAGGCAUUUCAAUUUUGUGAGUAAUUUUUAUUUGGUAGGUGGUCUGUAGAUAAAAUUGUUAGAAAUUGUUAAAAUCGUUUUUUAAAGAAAAAAAUUAAGUAUAUAUCUUCUUCUCCUUUGUUUUCAUCACAACUAUUUGAGUUGGCUACUCUUAUUUUAAAUUUCCACUUGAUUUGAUGUCCCACCUUGCAUACACCGUUUGUUCUGCAUCCAACCACAUCCUUUUUUGCUUUUCCACUCCACCUUUUUUCUCCGACAUUUAUUUUCAUUAUAAUUUUUAUUGAACCAGAUUCCUCCUUAUUACAUACCCAAACAGUCUUGGUCUAUUUUCUCUAAUUUUACCGACUAAUGUAGCCACGUCUAAGCUACAUAUACUUAUUUCUUUGAGUAUUCCUAUCCUACCCUCUUUCAUCGUUUAAAAAAUUAAGUUUAUAUAUAUAUAUAUAUAUAUAUAUAUAUAUUAUGAUCAAUUUUUUUUAAAUAAAAAAUAUUAAUUAUAAUAAUUACUUUAGUCUACAUAAAUGUAAAUUAACAGAUUUUGACUAUUUUUUUUAUUAAAUUGUAUUUAGUUUUUAGCAUGUUUGUCUGUUGCCACUACUAACUUGCAUACAGGAUGUGCUCUGGGAUUUUCUGCUAUACUUUUACCACAACUUGAAAACAUUGACGAAGUUGGUCAAUUAAGUAAAUCUCAACAUUCAUGGAUUGGUAAGUGUUUUUGUUUUAAGUUUUACAUUAAUUAAUACUCUAUUUAAGGUAAAAUUGAACUGCAUUUGCGCAUACAGACUGAGCUGUUAAGUAAAUCUUUACCCCUUAGUCAGUAGUGUAAUAAAUAAUAAUUUAAAUAAUUACAUUGCUGUGUUAUUUACAUUCAUGGGUGUCCGCAGGAACAUUAACAGGGAGGUACAUAAUAAAAUAAAACACCAAAAAGUACUUAAAAUAAAGUUAUGUUUGAAAUUUUGAAGUUUGGAGGAGGGCCCACUUCUUGCCCCCCUCUGGGUGUCCAUGUUUACAUUAUUUAAACAAAAAUGUAACAUAAUAUAAUUUAAGUUAAUAAAGAUUUCUAUUUAUUUAAGUUUAAACGUGUUUAAAAGCCAUUAAAAAUCUAUUUUUGUGUGUGGGGCUUGUUUCGUAUCUUUGAUCUUUAAAAUUCAGUUUUACGGAAAAUGUUUUAGGCCCAACAAAUACUAUUUGGAAUUGUGUUUACAUCUUAUGUAGUCAUUUUUGUUUUAGUCAACUAAAAAUAAUUUGUUAUGUAUACGCACAUAUUAAUUAUUCAAGACAAUAUUUUAGUUGCCAAAAUGUCAUCUGAUGAAGAGGCUGUAAUUUCUAUGUGGUAUUCAUUUUCUUGUACAAUUUGUCUUGAUCAUCCUGUGAUCUUUAUUAUUAAAAUUGUAAAUUGAUUACCUUUUUUUUUCUUUCAAUUUUUUUAAAAUUUCACCAUUACAAACCAUUGUAAUAAUAAUAAUAUAAUCAUUAAUAAUACAAUUAUUAUACAGUAGAACCCCUCUUGUCUGCCCUUGGCUGGUCCACCACUCCAGUUGAUCUGACCAUAGUAUUAUCAUAAGUAAAGAAACUGAUAUUUUUUAUAUAUUGUUUGCAACAUAAUUUUCUAUGUUCUAUUUUCAACAAAACUGUCUUAGACUGAUUAACACUACUUAAUGAAGUUUUGCUCUUUUGGUGUGUGUUUGGCCUAAACAAUUAUAAAGGUGAAGAAAUGGUGAUCUAUAAUAAAAUAAAUUAAAAUAGUUAAUUACUGUAAAAUGUAUUAAUAAGUGAUAUAAAAUUAAUUAUAUACUAUUUUAAUAUUAGUAAUGAUGAUACAUUUCUUAUAUACAGAGUGUCCCACGAUGAUCUACUUUAUUCAAUAACCUUUGUUCUAUUCAAUAUUUUUGACAUAUUUUUUUUUAAAAUAAUUAUUAUGUCUGCGUUACAGUUUAUAUAUGAACAAUUUUUUAUAGGGAGGACUUUAUUAAUUUUUACAUCGGUCUCACACUAAUACCAAUUUUGUACGACUACUCAUGAACCUUACCAUGACGUUGAUAAUGUAAUUAGCGCUCUUACAUUAAACUAGAUUUUUUCGUGUGAUCACGUGUGUUCAGCUGCAGCUCGAUCCCAGUUGGUUCAUAUUUUUGUCUGUAGAUCGUACAACUUUGUACAUUGAAUAUAGGUGAACAUAUUUAAACUCAUACGAAAGCAGUCAAAGAAUUUCUCAGGAUUUAUUUUUAAAUCAUCCGUUAAAUGGCAAAACUCGCCAUUUACUUAACCAAACUGCUCUUCUCUUUUCUGGAAUUUUCUUUUCUGAUUAACCCAUUCUGUUCUCCUUAAGCGUCUUCUUCUUGGCCAUAUCAACAAACUACUAUUACUACUUUCAACCAAGUAAAACAACUUAUUCAUCUUAUUGAAAUUAUUGUUAAGGAAAAAUAUGAAAAUAUGAAAUAGGUGCUUGGGUAUUUAAAAUAUAAAAUCAAAUAAGACAUCUGCAGUCGAUGUUUCUGACAAGUAUACAUGCGACAGUAAAUAAAAUCAAGCCAUAUAUAGUUGGCAGUUGUACAUAGUUGGCCGUAGUGUGAGACCGGCCUUGGUAUCAAAUAUAUGAUGUAAUGUUGGAUAUUGAACAUAUUAUUAAUCCUUGUAGAUACUGUAAUUUUAAAUUAUGACAGUGGUUUAUAUCAACUUAUUAUUUAAAUAAAUAUUUUUCAUAAACUUAGUAUAAAUUAAAUUUUAAGACUCCUAUAUAUAACUUUUCAGAUAUUCUUAUGUUUGCAUAUAGCUAGCAGUAUUUCAAUUGCCGCCCCAUUUGGUUGCCUCUUUAUAGCUUUUACACUGGAUAGAAUCGGUCGUAUAUGUACAUUUAAAAUCUCUCUAUGGCCAUGUGCUAUUGGAUGGCUAUUAAUCGCAGUUGCUUACUGUCCACAUAUGAUCAUCAUUGGACGGUUAUUGAAUGGAUUUGCAAUGUGUAUGAUAAAUAUUUAAUUAAAUGUUUCAAAAAUCAAACACCGUAAUAAUUGUUACAAUAUUUAUUUUUUUCUUUAGCUAUUGGAACGAAUUCAGCCAACGUUUACAUGGCAGAAAUUUCCAAUCCAAAACUUAGAGGUUUCAUGAUGUCAAUAGGUUCUAUAAUACUAUCAUUUGGUAAGUUUAAUAGUUAUAAUAUUUAAUAUUUUUAAUUGUUAAAAAUGUAUAGAACAAUAUUUGCAACAGGUUCUAAUCUAUUAAGAGAAAACUACACAUGCAUUUGUUGUCUCUGUGUUGUAAAGGUUGUGUAGUGUCCCAAUUGAAAAUAUGUAUGUAUGUUUGUGGAACACUAUAUGUGUUUCUAGCUAUUGCAUACUAAAAUAAUUGUGGUUAUUUUUUUUUAAUAUUUAUUAAAUUUAUUAUCUAUUUUUUUAAUUAUAUAUUUUGGUUUUGUUACAGAAUUUAUUAUUCCAAUUAUACAAUGUUUAUAACUUAUGUUUUCAAGUAUAAUUAAUUCUUAAUCAGUUACUUAAAUGUUUCCAGGAAUAUUAUUAAUGUAUGCUACUGGUUUGUUUUUUCAUUGGCGUGUUGUUGCAUGGAUAUCAUUCAUUGGAGCAAUUUUGCCAAUUUUCAUGACUGCCAUUUGGACACCUGAAAGUCCUCUAUGGUUAAUUUAUAAAGGACAAGAUGCUAAAGCUUUAAAAUCAUUAAAAUUUUUAAAAAAUUCUAAAUACGUGAGUUUUUUUGUAUAAAAAUUAUUUUUAAUUAUUGAAUAUUAUUUAAGGGUUAAUUUAUAUAAUGUGAUUACAUUAUUCAUAGAUAAUUGAUGAUUUUUAUAGGGUUUAGAUGCACAAACAAGUUUUAAUGAGAUGAAGAUGAUCAAAGAAAAAAAAGAUUUAUUGAUUAAUAAAGAUUUAGAAAAUGUGAGUGUAUUCCAGUGUAUUGCUUGGCAGUUAUCUAAACCAACUGUUUUCAAACCGGCACUUCUGAUGAUUAUAUUUUUUGCAUUGCAACAAUUCACUGGAAUUUAUACAUUUCAAUUUCACGCUGUUAAAAUGUUACAGGUACAAUCAAUUAUUAUUCUUAUUAUUUCCUAUGUGUUUAUAUUAUUGUAUGUGUUUCUUAACCAUUGUUUCAUAAGGAAGUUACACAUGGAAUAAAUAUAAAACUUGCCACUUUAGCAUUUGGUACCUUCAGGUUCAUUUUAAGUUUUGUAGCAACAGGAGUUGUACAUAAGUAUGGUAGACGUCCAUUAUGUAUCUUAAGUGGUAUUGUUAUGGGAAUUACUUUGUUUAUUUCUGGAUUAUGUUUUCACUACAGAACUUCAGGUAAUAAUUAUUGAAAAAUGUCAAAUGAAACUUAUAAGCAUAAAUAUAAAUUAUAUACAAUUUAAGUAAAAAUUAGGUAAUUUUGAAUUAAGAAAGAAUGGUAAAAAUAUUUGAAACAUUAUAAUUUUUGGAAACUUAUUACUUGUAUUAAUUAAUUAAUUUUUUUCUUUAAACUAUGGUGUUUUGAUGUUUAUAUUUUAUGGGAAUACAAUGACUACCUAAUUUUGUCAAAUUCAGUUUAAUGUAUGUGAUUAAUAAAUUAAGUGUAAAAAUAUCAGUCAUAAGAUACAUUUUUAAAAAGGCUAUCUCAGAUAAAUUUAAGUUAUUAAUAAGUAGCAGCACUUAUUUUUAUUGGUCAAGUAGUUGUAUAAAGUUUCCAAGUUAUUCAUAUUAAUUAUGUGGCCCUAACAAAAAAUUCAACAAAAAAAAUAAAUCAUGCACAACUAAUCAAAACCCACUAAAUUUGAAAAAGCUUGUGUUAUGGUGUGUUAUACAAAUAUUUAGCCUUUCAAUUCGAAGAGGCAUGCUUUAUUGUAAGCUUUUUUUGUUUAACUUGUGUGAAUUGGCAUAUGUCUCUAAUACAUGUUAAAGUACAUGAACAUGUCUAUAAAUUUAUACCAUUGUUAUUAAUUCUUAUUGAGUUAGUGGAAUGAUAAUUCAGUUUUAUAACAAACUAAAAUAUUUUUUCUAAAUGAAAAUACGAUUUUUAUAGUUUAAUAUUCGGAAUACAGAUAAUAAUUCCAGUUGUCUGGCUGUAUUAAUAUUUAAGCUUGUAUUUAAGUAUUAGAUACAAAUUGAAUACAUAACUAUAUUGCUGUGAGCAGAAAAAUAUAGUAUAUUAAUUAAUAACAGUUAAUUUUAUUUAUGAAACAGCAAUUUAUAAACAUAGUAUUGUAAUUUUUUUUCAUUUAUUUAAAAAAUGAUUUGUAUUACAAUCAAUACGGCGAGUACAAUAAACCAUAGAGAUUAUAUGAUUUGGCAGAAACUGAAUUAAGAAGGUACUCGGUUUUUUACCGGGCAUAGCCAGUUUUCCACUUCCCAGCUAGUCUACUAUUUCACUUUUCUGCCAAAUGAAAAAAUUUAGUUUAAUAUUCGAAUAUUAAUGGACAAUUGUAUACAUUACAAUCAUUAAUUAUACAAAUAAACAAAUUAGAAAUUAGUAAGUUUUUCUAUUUAUGUAUGAUAACAAUUUUGUUUAUUAGUUAUUGAAUACUAGGUAAAAAUAGUUAAUUCUCAUAACGAUUUUGUUCUUACCACAAUUUUUACUCAUAAAAUAUCAAAAACAAUAAUUUUUUUUUUUAAUUAUAAUACUUAUAUGAGUUUAAACUUAUUAUUGUUAUUAUUAUUAUUAUUCUGUCGUAAUAUAUCAUAACACCAAAUAAAAAUACAUUUAUGUCUGACUAUAGUAUUUUUCCAACGAUAUUGGUUAAGUUGCAAAUCUUGCUUGUUGUUACAGUUGUACAAAUAUAUUGUAUAUAUGUACGAAACUAACCCAUACAACAAAGUCUAGUCUAUAUCAAAUCACAUUGUCUACAGUGAUAUAUAUAUAUCGUUCAUAAUAAAAUAAUAAUAAUAAUUUAUGAUACAAUCAUCCAUUAAUAUUCGAAUAUUAAACAAAAAUGUUUCAUUUGGCAAAAAGGGAUUCGUCCAAUUUUAUCAUUUUGUGGAAACAUGAAUCAGUAGAAUAGGAAAAAGUACAUUUUUUGGCGGAAAUCAGGUAACUACUGAUUUUACCACUCAAUAGACUAGAUUAAUAAAUCUCUAGGGCAGAUCUGUUUGUUAUGUCUCAGGGGGUUUCAGAAUUUAAAUGGGAGGAUAAAAGCGAGGGUUUUGAUGAUGGAUUAAUUUUGAAGGAAAUGAAAAUUGGUGUGAUUUGAUUAGUUCAGUAUAUGUUAAAGUAUUGUUAGAUGAUAAUAAUUACAUAUAUUUUAAAUUAUGUACUUGCUAAUUUUUGAUAAAUGAUAAUAGUUUGAUUAAACAUUUUAAUCAAAUUAAUUUUAUUGCAGGUUAUGCAAAUUUAAUGAUCACGUGGACACCGUUGAUAUGUAUGCUGCUAUACAUUUCGGCUGGCUCUAUUGGAAUAAUGUUAAUACCAUGGAUAAUGCCUAGUGAGAUGUUCCCAACAGAAGUCAAAGGAUUACUUAUAGGACCAAUAAUGGGUUGGUGUAAUACUAUCAUGUUUGUAGCAGUGCAUUUUUAUGACGACUUUAAAAGGAUAUUAGGCGGUAUGCUAGGUAUUUUGUGGCUUUAUAGUUUUAUAUCCAUAUUGACAGUAUUGUUUGUGUGGAUAUUUAUUCCGGAGACACACAUUAUGAAAUUAUCUGAAAUUGAAGAUUACUUUAAAGACAAUACUGUGUACUUGUUAAGAAAGAAGAAGAUUGUAAAAAAAGAACAAUUGAUUGUAUGAUUAUUGAUUAAUAUUAAUUAUAUACCUAUGCAUAUAAUAUUUGUUUUAUAUUAAGGUAUUAUGUAAUCAUUUUGCACAAAAUGACUGAUUUUUUUUUUUGUUAUAUUGAUUAUUUAAAAUUGUUUAAUUAAUAUUUACUCUCGUUAACUUUUUAAUAUUGAUUUUUGUACUAAGUUAUAAAAGAAAUAUGAAUC
Molecule: messenger RNA, 11710 nt
Organism: Cinara cedri
Lineage: Eukaryota; Metazoa; Arthropoda; Insecta; Hemiptera; Aphididae
Source: the annotation of a GenBank genome assembly